This is a messenger RNA of Eutrema salsugineum, 2052 nucleotides long. Its product is annotated as transcription termination factor MTERF2, chloroplastic. Gene Ontology annotation, biological process: chloroplast organization; regulation of DNA-templated transcription. Gene Ontology annotation, cellular component: chloroplast. Gene Ontology annotation, molecular function: double-stranded DNA binding. The transcript is spliced from 2 exons. The coding region runs from base 202 to 1470 and encodes 422 amino acids. The record is from RefSeq and is a predicted model, not a curated record. NCBI's taxonomy places the organism in Eukaryota, Viridiplantae, Streptophyta, Magnoliopsida, Brassicales, Brassicaceae.
UUUGGGUAUCGCGAGUGAUUAAAGGGAAAACCAAAUUCUGGGAAGCUCGAACACUCAUCAUCGAAGAUUAGUAAAUGUUGUAGAAAAUUUGAGAUUUCAUCCUCUCGUCUUCUCGAAAUUUAAUCAUUUCAGCGCAUCACUGAUUCUGCUUUUCCUUGUCUUCUUCGUCUUCUCCUGUUCGGUAAUCGCACUGUCUUUGCCAUGUAUUCUCUGAUACUCCAUGGAAGAAGGACUCUUGAGUUGCAAAUAUGGCGUAAUUUGAGAGUUUCAGUGACCCUUUUGCAAAAUGCAUCUGCUUUUUCAAAUCCGUUCUCCUCUGCUCGUGCUGCUCAAGAUGGUCGAAAGGAGAAGACUUUUACUGUCUCUUACCUCGUUGAUUCAUUGGGUCUAGCUAGGAAACUCGCCGAUUCCAUCUGCAGGAAAGUCAGCUCCCAAAGCAAGGGAGAUCCUGAUUCUGUACUGACUCUUCUUAGGAGUCAUGGGUUUACGGAUCCUCAGAUCUCCAGGAUCAUUACGGUUUAUCCACGAUUUCUCAUGUUAAAUGCUGAGGAAUCUCUCGGUCCCAAGCUUCAGUUUCUGCAGUCCAGAGGAGCUACAAGCUCUGAGCUCACUGAGAUUGUUUCUAAAGUCCCUAAGAUCUUGGGUAUUAAAAAGGACAAAGCUUUCAGCGUAUACUAUGAUUUCAUCAAAGAGAUCAUAGAAGCCGAUAAGAGCUCCAAGUACGUAAAGUUGUGUCAUUCUUCGCCAGAGGGUAGUGCGCAGGAGAACAAACUCAGAAAUGUAUUGGCGUUGAGAGAAUUGGGUGUGCCUCAGAAGCUGUUAUUCUCUAUGCUCAUCUCCAAUUUCCAAUCUGUAUCUGGAAAAGAAAGAUUUGAAGAAUCCGUCAAGAAGGUUCUUGACAUGGGCUUUGAUCCGACAACCUUAAAGUUUGUCCAUGCUCUACACGCUGUUUACCAAAUGAGCGACAAAACGAUUGAAGAAAAAGUAAACGUCUAUAAAAGGUUAGGCUUUGAUGUGGAAGAUGUAUGGGAAAUGUUCAAGAAGUGCCCAAACAUUCUGGCACUCUCGGAGCAAAAGAUAUUGAACUCCACUGAAACAAUUCUAGGCCUAGGAUUCUGCAGAGAUGAGGUUGCCAUGAUGGUCAAGUGCUAUCCUCAGUGCAUUAGAUAUUCUGCAGAGUCGGUGAAGAAGAAGACUGAGUUUGUGGUGAAGAAGAUGAACUGGCCACUAAAGGCUGUGGCUUUGUUCCCUCAGGUACUUGGAUACAGCAUGGAGAAGAGGAUUAUACCAAGGUGUAAUGUAAUCAAAGCUCUCAUGCCUAAAGGAUUGCUUGGAACUGAACUCCCUUCUAUGCCGUGUGUCUUGGCAUGUACCGAUCAAGCUUUCUUAAACAAGUACUUAAAAAAUCACGAGGACAAGGAGUUGGUGACUGAGUUGAUGGCCAUCUUCACCAAAGAUCGUGUCUCAUAGCAUAGAAAGGCUUGUCAAAGUUAGUUUUUCUUUGUUCCUGUUAGUUUUAGAUUCGGGCAAUGGGAGGCAAUAUACGAGAUUUACAUCAUGAUUGGUCGUUGCCGGUCUUUUAUUAAUUUAAACUUUUAUUACUCUGAACGUUGAUCAGACACAGCUAUUGUGAAUCGUUCUAGAAUGUCUUUCUGGCUAGUUUUGUUCAUCAUCUGAAAAAAUUGUUUCAACUUGGGCCAUAGUGAUAGCUUUACUCUUUCAUCAGACAAAUAGGUUCGAAACCAUAGUGGUCUUGAUUCUUGCUGAUGGUUUUGAUAGCUUGGAUGUUUCUUCAUAUGUACAAAACAUAAAGAAUCAUUAGUUUCAGCUUUUGUUUGGGAAACGAAACUUUAAAUCUCCUGCGAGAACCUUUUUUGGUGUUGAUGGAUUGUUAAAACGAGUUGUUUUAAAGUUGAAAGUGUCCAGUUCUUAGUCUUACUGCUACAAUCAUCUUUACACUGAGAACUGUAUGUUCGAAAACUGAGUUUAGUAGUUCAUUGGCGUUGAGAUUUAGGAUUUUGGGGGCUUAAGAGGUCUGUCUAGAGCGGUAUG